Aspergillus nidulans FGSC A4 is the source of this 1663-nucleotide messenger RNA. Its product is annotated as putative chitinase chiB. Lineage: Eukaryota; Fungi; Ascomycota; Eurotiomycetes; Eurotiales; Aspergillaceae. The transcript has 8 exons. Gene Ontology annotation, cellular component: extracellular region. The record is from RefSeq and is a predicted model, not a curated record. Gene Ontology annotation, molecular function: endochitinase activity; chitin binding; hydrolase activity, hydrolyzing O-glycosyl compounds. The coding region runs from base 294 to 1490 and encodes 398 amino acids. Gene Ontology annotation, biological process: carbohydrate metabolic process.
UUUUUCUCUGCUCCAUACAGAUCUAGUGUCCACAGCGCUGAGUAAGCAACUUCUUCAACAGCCACGCACAGCCACAGUCCACAGCCAGCCCUAUUUGCACCGCCCCUGGUGUCCCCACUGACAAGCCACUUACGCCACCUUGAUACCUGUAGAAUAAGGCACCACAGCGUCUCAGGUACAGUUGUUGUUGAGCUCGCAGCUAUUCUUGUUUAGGGCAGGUACGAAGCAGGCUCCAGAAUACUUUCAAAUUGCGCAGCAUUCCCGAGUUCUCGAAGCACUUAACCGCAACCACGAUGUCUGGAUACAAAACUGUUGGUUAUUUUGUUAAUUGGGCCAUCUACGGCCGCAACUACAACCCCCAAGAUCUCCCCGCGGAGAAAUUGACCCAUAUUCUUUACGCAUUCGCCAAUGUCAGGCCAGAGACUGGCGAAGUCUACCUUUCUGACACCUGGUCUGAUAUCGAGAAGCACUACCCCACUGAUUCUUGGAAUGAUACCGGAAACAACGUCUACGGCUGCGUCAAGCAGCUGGGCUUGCUUAAGCGGCAGCACAGACAGCUCAAGGUUCUCCUUUCGAUUGGAGGAUGGACCUAUUCUCCCAACUUUACCAACGGAGCUGGUACCCCUGAGAACAGAGCCCGCUUUGCGCAGACUGCGACAAAGCUCAUCACUGACCUUGGUUUUGAUGGGAUCGAUAUUGAUUGGGAGUAUCCUCAGAACGAUCAGCAGGCUCAGAACUACGUGGAUCUCCUACGCAGGUGCCGUGAAGCUCUGAAUGCCGCUCAGGGCCAACGGAGGUUCCAGCUUACUGUUGCUGUCCCAGCGGGUCCGGAUAAUUACAAUAAGCUCCGGCUACAGGAGAUGACGCCGUACCUAGACUUUUACAAUCUUAUGGCUUAUGACUACGCCGGUAGCUGGGAUCAGACCGCUGGUCACCAGGCGAAUCUCUACCCCUCGACCAGCAACCCCACGUCCACUCCCUUUAACACUGUCCAAGCUGUGAACCACUAUAUCGAUGCCGGUGGUGUCCCAUCAAACAAGAUUAUCCUAGGCAUGCCAAUUUACGGCCGUGCCUUUCAGAACACCGAUGGCCCCGGCCGACCUUACUCUGGUAUAGGCCAAGGGACGUGGGAGCAGGGUGUUUAUGAUUACAAGGCGCUGCCCAGACCGGGUGCCACCGAGCAGCUGGAUACCAACAUUGGUGCGUCCUGGUCGUAUGAUCCUUCGUCCCGUGAAAUGGUUUCGUACGAUACUGUGGCUGCGGCCGACCUCAAGGCCGCCUACAUUCAGAGCCGCCGGCUCGGCGGAGCUAUGUGGUGGGAAACUAGUGCUGAUAAGGGCGGCAAGACUGCGAACAAGGCUGACGGCAGCUUGAUUGGCACCUUUGUCGAAGAUGUUGGAGGCGUCAAUAACUUGGAUCGCACACAGAACGCCAUCAGCUACCCCGACAGCCAGUACGACAACCUCAAGGCUGGCUUCCCGUCGUCCUAGGGUAAGGUUAGGGUCGAGUUUCUCUCCGUUGACAUGCCAUACUUCGUUACGUUGAUACGCUCGCUUAUAUGUACAUACUACUAUCGUUACUAGGAUACCGGUAGACCGGCUAGAUGAGUUGUUUUGAGAUUUUUUCAUUCAUAUUGCAAUACCUCUUAAGGCUUCUGUUUCUU